AUGGAUUUCCUCCGCUCUUGUGUCCUGUGCGCCGCACUCCUCGCUCUUACCAAGGCUUUUACGCAUGAGGAUAUGAAGGACGCCCUAUUGCAGAAACUGGGCUUGGACGAAGUUCCAAAGAUCCACAAGAGGGAUUUGGAGAACCUGGUUAUUCCGGCGCAUAUCAAAAAUAAGUACAUGUCCAUGCUGAAGUUGCACCACAGCAGGAAACGCAGAUCCCUGCCCAGCCUGGCGGGCAUUCUGAGGGGCAUCCCUGGCAACGCAGAUAUAUCUGGGGAGUACGUGUACUCUGACACCACGCGACAACGCAUGGUUUUUGACAUGGAUGCGAGAAUCCCGGACAACAGCGAGGUGACCAUGGCGGAGCUGAAGCUGUACAAGAGGGCUCCACACCACAAGCGCUCCAUGGCGGAGAGGAAGAGCCACCGGCCCGUCAACAACGCCAGGGUCAGCAUCUACUGGGUGGAGGUGCUGCCCAACGGAGCCAACAGGACGUCACUGGUGGACUCACGGUUGAUCCCCAUUCACGAGACCGGCUGGAAGAGCUUUGAUGUGACCCAGGCGGUGCACUAUUGGUCCAAGACCCAGCAGAAGACACCUAUGCACCUGGAGGUGUGGAUCGAGGGCGAGAGACCUGGCAGCUACGCGGCAGAGAUGGCCAAGAGUGUCCACUUUACCACCCAGGAGCAGACGGACAACACCUUGGGAAAGCCCGAGCUCAUCCUCUACACACUCAACCUCGAAGAGUACGGCUCUCGUGGCGACUGUGACCUUAACCAAAACAAGGACACAUGCUGCAGGGAGCAGUACUUCAUCGACUUCAGGGCGCUCACCUGGACGCAGUACUGGAUCAUUGAACCUGCGGGCUACCAGGCCUUCAGAUGCACGGGAGGCUGCAAGCAGCCCAGGCGCAACUACGGCUACGGGGAGAGGCGGUGCACGGUGGCUGAAAGCGCCCCGCUACCCAUCAUGUACCUGGUCAAGAAGGGAGACUACACCGAGAUAGAAGUAGCAGAAUUCCCAAAUAUGAUUGUAGAGAGAUGCGCAUGCACGCUGGACAACGUCUCCGUAGUGUGA
Molecule: messenger RNA, 1077 nt
Organism: Myripristis murdjan (pinecone soldierfish)
Lineage: Eukaryota; Metazoa; Chordata; Actinopteri; Holocentriformes; Holocentridae
Gene: lft1
Product: lefty1
Exons: 4
Coding region: 1-1077 (358 amino acids)
Biological process (GO): anterior/posterior axis specification
Cellular component (GO): extracellular region
Molecular function (GO): cytokine activity; growth factor activity; transforming growth factor beta receptor binding
Source: RefSeq, a predicted model, not a curated record